Molecule: messenger RNA, 4110 nt
Organism: Linum tenue
Lineage: Eukaryota; Viridiplantae; Streptophyta; Magnoliopsida; Malpighiales; Linaceae
Source: the annotation of a GenBank genome assembly
AAAAUAGAAAAAGACUUUUAUUCUUUUUCUCUAAUACUGUGGACUCGUCUUCCUCCUGUAAACCCUGCUGAAACCCAUUUGCCCACAGACGGAGCGCAGGAAAAGAAUAAUGGUCAGGAGCAGGAGGAGAAGAUGAGCAAGAAGCAAUGGCUCCCUCGCCUGUCACGUGCCCUUUCGCGCGCUUACUCUUCCUCGUCUGCUUCUUCUUCGUCACCAUCGUCGACAUCGUUCCCUCUCAAGCAUGUGACGAAGUCCAACUUCGAAUCCGCGCUCGCCGAGCUCAGAGCCCAUGUACGCGCCGCCGAUUUCGUCGCCAUCGAUUUGGAGAUGACCGGCGUCAUCAGUGCCCCCUGGAGGGAGUCCUUCGAGUUCGACCGAUUCGAUGUUAGGUAUCUCAAGGUCAAGGAUUCCGUCGAGAAGUUUGCUGUUGUUCAGUUCGGCGUUUGCCCUUUCCGUUGGGACUCUCAACGACAAUCCUUCAUAGCUCACCCGCAUAAUUUCUUUGUUUUCCCACGCGAAGAGCUUCUCUCCAGUGGCCCUUCUCCUGAGUUCCUCUGCCAGACAUCAUCCUUGGAUUUCUUGGCCAAGUAUCAGUUCGAUUUCAAUACAUGUAUUCGUGAAGGGAUAUCUUAUUUGUCCAGAGGAGAGGAAGAUGAAGCAUUGCGUCGCUUGACUCUCCAUUGCAAGAGGUUAUCAGACUUGUCGAAGGAAUCUGAAGAUGGGGAAGGCACGACAUUGCUUAAUAUUACUGAUGUUCUCUUCUCCAAACGAAUGAAGGACAAAUUGAGCGAGUGGCGUUCUGGGUUGUUGCAUUCCACUAGAAAUGCUACUUCCCAGUGCCACGACAUGUCAAAAGGUUCAAAGCAACAAUUUCAGACUGUUUUCUUUAAGAUGCGCCCGGCUGUCUCUCUGAAUGGUUUCACCUCUCAUCAACUUAAUUUGAUCAGGAUGGUUUGCUUCUGUUUCAUGCUUGAGGGGUCUCCAAGAAAUAUUUCAAAGAUCUUGUAUUCAUUCGUGCCAGUGGUGAAAACUCUUGUUCAGGAACAACUCGUCGUGUAUACAGACACAGAGAGUGAUAAGGCUUUAUUACUGACAGAGGUCAAGAACGAAUCUCAUAGAGAUGCAGAGAAAAAGAUCAAAGCUGCAAUUGGGUUUCGCCAUGUUAUAGACCUUCUUUCUUCUGAGAAAAAGUUGAUUGUUGGUCAUAAUUGCUUCUUGGAUAUUGCCCAUGUAUACAGUAAGUUCUUGGGUCCUCUCCCUUGCACAGCUGAAGAGUUUGCUUCCUCAUUGAACAAGCAUUUCCCUUACAUUGUUGACACCAAAAUUCUCUUGAAUUCAAGCGAUGACCUGACUCGAGUUGUUGCCCCAAGCGUGAAGGUGGAGGUGGAAAUGGAUGAUACAAGGUCCACAGACUGGAAUUCAGGAGCCAAACAUGAAGCAGGAUUUGAUGCUUUCAUGACCGGUUGCAUCUUUGCACAGGCAUGCCAUCAUCUCGGUGUUAACUUCAACCAACAUUCACCAUCUCCACUGAACUUGGCUCUCAACGAGAACCUCCAGAAGCACAUCAAUCGCCUCUACUUGAGCUGGUUCAAUUGGAACAUCAUCGAUUUAAUCACCGGAAAGCAGGUAGAUGCUGUUGUAUCUAAUAGCAGUCUGAGCAAGCGAUUCUCCAAAAUUGUGUUUGAGAAUGUUGUUCUAAUCUGGAGGUUCCCUUCCAAGCUCAAGGCAAGGGAGAUCAAGGAGUGCCUAUGCAAAGUCUUUGGUCCAACCUCGGUUGCCUCUGUCUUUCGAGUGGAUGAAAGUGCAGUUCUGGUUCAUUUCAGCAAGCCAGAGUUUGUUUCAGAUUUUCUGCUUCUGAAAGAAACCUUGGAUGGGAGCAAUGAUGUGAUAUCAGCUGUGCACCCUCUGUCGGGGAUUCUGGAACGUGGGAAGACGUGUGCUGCUAAUUAUGAGGCAUAUAAAGAGAUAUGCAGGUCGCCGGUCUCCAUGGCUCUGCUUGCAGAUUCAGCAGAUGAUGUUUUUGGGCUGGGACGGAGGAGGAAGACGGCGGUUUUGGUGGGCGAGGGAGAGAGUUGGAAUGAAGGAAGAACAAGUGUUGGUGAAGAAGUAUACAAGUCGAGUAGUAGUUGUUCAUCACGUGACGUUGUUGAGCACUACCAAUUCAGUUUUGCCAUGGCUGAAAUCGUCUUCCAAGUCCUAAUCCAACUGGGUUCCAUCCUCGUUGAAGAUCUGAAACAACAUGGGAAGCUCGUCCGCGACGUGGAAGGGCACGUCAACAAGCUCACAUCUACUUUCAAGGCCAUUGGAUCCCUUCUCUUGGAUGCCGAAGAGAGAGAGCUGACGGACAAGGGGGUCGAAGACUGGCUGAGGAAACUCAAGGACGUCGCCUACGAGGUCGAUGACGUGUUGGACGAGUGGCGAACCGAGAUCCUCAAGCGCCAGAUUGCUGGAGAUCAUCAUGGUGAGCAUCUCGGGAGAAUCUCGGGUCUUCUUAAACGAACCAGCCCCAAUAUCAAUUUCUCUGAUGUGAAAGGCAGAGAAGAGGAGACAAAUGGCUUGAGGCGCAAGUUACUGGAUGACGGCAAUCCAUGUCUCCGAAGUCUCGCUAUCCAAGGCGCCGGCGGACUUGGCAAAACAACACUGGCCAAACUUCUCUACAACGACCGACAGUUGGAAGCUCAUUUUGACAAGAGAAUUUGGGUUUGUGUGUCUGACACUUUUGACCAAAUCACGAUCCACAGAACAAUUUUGGAAUCUAUUACAGGUUCUACUCAAAAGAGUAAUAUCUUGUCAAACAUGCUAGAGAAAAUACGCGAAAGCAUUGAGGGCAACAAGUUUCUUUUAAUUCUUGAUGAUGUGUGGGAAGAUAGCCGAAGCAAGUGGGAAGAAUUAAGAAACUCUAUUUCCAGCGGCUUAUCAGGGAGCAAAAUCCUGAUAACUACGCGGAAGAAUGAAGUUUCUCAUGCACUAGGUUGCAUCGAUGUCGAUGUUAUACAUAUAGAAAAGAUGCCUACGGAUGUAUGCAAGGCGAUCUUCACUCAAAUUUCAUUCUACGGGUGGACUUUGGAGGAUCAAGAAGAGGUAGAAGACAUCAUUGAAGGAGUUGUGGAGAAAUGUCAUGGCUCCCCAUUGGCCGCUAAAGUGUUGGGGGGGAUUCUACAGUCCAAAAAAGCUAGAAAAGAAUGGAGUCGGUUUCUAAAGAGUGAAUUGUGGCAGCUGGAGGAAGCUAGACAUGAUGUGUUUGGUCCUCUGGCAUUGAGCUACUAUGAUUUACCUCCGGCCAUCAGACAAUGCUUUCAGUUUUGCUCUGUGUUUCCUAAAGAUUUUGAAAUAGAGAAGGAUGAAUUGAUUAAGCUAUGGAUGUCACAGGGUUUUCUUAGAGCAACACAGAAUCAAGACAUAGAGGGGAUUGGUGAACACUAUUUUCAGAUUUUGGGGAUGCGCUCUUUCUUCCAAGAUUUUGAGAAGAGAGAUGUAUGGGUUGGAGAAAAAACAUAUUGCAAGAUGCACGAUUUAGUGCAUGACUUCGCUCGUCUUAUAAGUGGGAACGAGACCAUCUGCAUGACAAAUAGACAAGUGGAGAAUCAUGCACCCUCUACCAAUCACUUGCGCAGCUUCAUAGCAUCAAGUGUGGAUGCAUCUAAACCUGAUGUAUUCGAUCAUUUGCGGGGCAUUCGGUUGCUAGUUCUCAAAGACGUUCAUCUCAAAGCAGUCUCAUCAACUAUAAACCAGUUGAUUCAUCUCAGGCAUUUGGAUUUAUCCUACAACGAUAUCUUGAUUGAGCUGCCAGAAGAGAUAUGUGAGUUGUACAAUUUAGAAACUCUUCUCCUCAACUUAAAUAGGAGGUUGAAGAAACUACCUAGUGGGAUGGGGAACAAGUUAGUGAACCUGAAGCAUCUGGAGAACGAUGAAGUUCCUGCAUGCCUCCAGAAACAAAUGGGGAGAUUAGCUGCCUCUCUGAAGACACUAACCCUAUUCAACAUCAUACACGAGGAUGAAAGAGGUAGUACUAAUGUUGGGACUUUGGAGGGGAUGAACCAACUUCAGGGAUCCCUUUAUGUGAAGGGACUAAAUAAGGUCACAGAUUGUGGUGAAGUGAAGCGAGCAUAG